Messenger RNA from Drosophila gunungcola (fruit fly), 4681 nucleotides. RefSeq lists its product as uncharacterized. The record is from RefSeq and is a predicted model, not a curated record. Gene Ontology annotation, molecular function: neuropeptide receptor activity. Gene Ontology annotation, cellular component: membrane. Gene Ontology annotation, biological process: neuropeptide signaling pathway. Lineage: Eukaryota; Metazoa; Arthropoda; Insecta; Diptera; Drosophilidae.
GAGCUUUCCCCAACAGCUGUUGAAAACCUUUACAAAGUGCUGCCGGUUUACUGCGACCGCCACGCCACGCCACCCAAACACCCACUGACCGAGCGAACAGCAACCUCAAUAUCCAAUCCCCCCACACACCCAUCCCCCCCAUCCCCCCCAAGGCCACACUCCUGGGGCGGCGAUGUGGGACCUGCUUAAAUGCCGCUGCCAGGACUCCUCGGGCUUCAGUUGGUCGCGAGACUGCGAAGCUGUCGGUUAGCCUGCUCAAAAGGUGGAGGUGGAUCCAUAUAAGAACACAUAUGGACAUAUUUUGGACACACAUAGACAGUCUCGAAUCCGUUACAUUUUGAACGAUUUCCGAACAGCUCCCCAAAAAGUCCGGGUUCGCGUCGUGCUUAUUUAUUUAAUUUUUUUGGUUUUUUUUUUUGAGUGCACUCCAUGUUUACGGCGGCCUGACCCAAAAGGACAAUUCCACCGACAGUUGCAAUCGUAAAUGUGGUGAGGAUGUCGCCUGCUGAGCAGCUUGGUCACUUGGUCGGAGGAUCGGAUGCCUACCAGCUGGCGGCGAGCACUGGCGGAGGAGCAGGAGGUGGCGGAGUAGCAGCAGGAGUGGGCGGAGUAGUUGGAGGAGGAGGCGGUGGCCACGGUGGAGAUGCGGCGGACAAUGGGGGCGAGAAGAUGAAAGACAUGCCCGACAAGUAUGUCAUGGCGAUCGCCCACUUCCUCGAUUGGCACGUCAACGAAACGGUGGACAUGGAGCGGCUGAGCGGUCCGAUCCUGAAGUCCAGCAUCAAGUCGGUCUACUGGCUCUUCCUCAUCCAGUACGCAGCCCUCGCUUUUCUCGGCGUUGUGCUGAACAUCGUCAUCGUGGUGUACAUCAUGUACCACCGACUGUACAAGGAUGUGACACAUGCGUUCAUCAUCAAUCUGGCGCUCUGCCACUUCGUGCAGUGCGCCCUCGUCCUGCCCGUCUCCCUGAUGGUUAUGCUCAUCCAGAACUGGAUCUUUGGCCAGUUCUUGUGCUUCUUUCUGCCCAUGCUGCAGGACAUUCCACUGCACGUGGCCAUGAUCUCGCACAUCCUGAUCGCCUGGGACCGGAUGCGCUGGCUAAACGAUCCGCUGAAGGGCCGCCUGCCGGGAUUCGUCUGCUGCUGCGCCACUUGGCUGACCGGAAUGGUGAUUGCCCUGCCCUAUCCCAUAUACACCAUCUACGUGGAACUGGGGGACUAUAUGCCGCAGCUUUCGGGGAUCGGAUUGUGCGUGGUCAACCUGAUGGACGACAUGCAUGAAUAUACCCGCGGGCUCUUCCUGCUAAUGUACUGCGGUCCGGCCAUCCUGCUGUCCUACUUGUACAUCCGCACCUCGCAGGAGCUGCCGCCCGACGGACCCUUCGCCGUCAUGAUGUACGAGCACCGUGCGGAUGUGCGGAUGCGCCAGAGGAACUCCUCCACAUCUUCGGUGGAGCCGCGCCAUCUGAGCGGUGGGGGCGUGGCCGGAUUGAGCAAUGGGGGCGGAAGCACCGUCCGCUCCUACGACUUGUACAGCGCCGAGCUGGACGUCCAUCGCGAGAAGCGGAAGCAGCGCAACUUUGGCAGCAUGGCCGCCACCCAGGUGGUGUGCAUGUGUCCCCUGAUGAUCCUGCGCUUCGCCAGACUCUCGCUGGAGGAGACCUACGAGAACACGAAGCACUUCGACUUCACCUACCUGAUGUUCGUCUGGGUGGCCUUCCUGCCCACGGUCAUCUUUCCGUGCAUCUAUGCCUCGCAGAUAUUGCCCAGAGAUGAACAGGAGCGUCUGAGGGGCUAUUUCCGGCUCUCGUCGAAGCGCAAACAGAAGGCCCAGCGACGCAGUGAUGCUGGCGGUGGUUCUCGGGAGGAUUCCAUCGAGAAGGAGGAGGCCUCGUCGGGUGCACCUGGUGGCGUCCACCAUGGCGGCGAAUCGCAUAAGCAGGCAUCCAAGUUGCGUCCCGAGAGGGAGGUGCGUCUGCCAGGACAAGGAUUGUCAUCGGCUGGCGGGGAUCGCUAUACUGGGGCACCCUAUCGACAGGGAAAGGAUAGAGAUAGGGAUAGGGAUAGGGAUAGGGAUAGGGAGAGAGAUAGGGAUAGGGACAGAGAAAGGGAUAGAGACAGAGAUCGUGAUCGUGACAGGGACAGACUGAGAGCGGGUGGUCGUGGUGCUGGUGAUGCCGGGGUGGUCAACAAUCUGGGCAAGGAUGUGCGCGGCAAGAAGCAUGAUGUCAAGAUCAACAUAAUCUCCGAUGGCGGAGGUCAUCGCAAGCCGAGCAUUACCAGCAGCAUCAACAACAACAAUAACAGCAGCAGCGGUAGUGGCCAAAGGAAUCGCACCAAUCCUGGCCAGCAGCGGCGGCACAGCAACAAACUGACCGCCGAGUGUCUGUCCAAUGUGACGGUCUCCACAUUUUGCAAUGGCAGCGGCAGCGUGACCGGAACCGGAAAUGGCAACGGGAACGGACUGAGCAGUGUGCUCCAUCCGGACGACAGCAGCACCAGCAACUAUGGCGAUGGCGAGGAGAGCUCCGUGGUCAGCAGCAUGAUGGUGCCGCCGCAACGCUGGCCGGGAUCGGGUGGCCUGCUGCGCCACAAGGAUGUCUCCUUCAGCGAGUGCAGCAGCAGCACCUUCUCGUCGAGCACUCUGGAACGGGACCUGGAGAUCAUGGACCAGCUGGAGCGGGAGCGCAGCAUGGACAUCCAGGAGAUGCUGCAGCGGGAACGGGAGCGGGACAAGGUGCGUCGCCAGUUGCCGGACAUUGGCAAGAUCUAUGCCCAGCGUUCGCCCAAGGGCAAGCGGAGUGGCGUGGAUGGCACUUGUGGUAGCCACACUGGCGGAGGCGGAGGCGGAGGUGGAGGAUCACUGGCUCUGGUCCUGCCCGGCAGUGAUCCCCUGACCAGCCUGUCCCAGUCCCAAUCCCAGUCCCUGGCCACGGAAUACAGCCUGUGCUCAUCUCUGGAAACUUCAGCCGGUGGCCAGGAGGAGAUGCCGCUGCGGCAUCUGGCCGAGAUGCAGGAGGAGCGGCAGGAGGAGCUGCAGCAGGCGGAGGAGGAUGAGGAGGAGGUGGUGCCGCCGGACUUCUAUGACAGCUAUACGCCUGGCGGUGCCCAGAACUUGCCGCCCGUGCAAAUGGGCUCCACCGCCGCCGCUUCCGCCUCCGUGGCUCCCGCCUAUCAGUACCAGUACACUCGCAAUCGGCUGAGCCGGAAGAGUUCCGGUUCCGGAUCGGGUCACCACCACCAUCAUCACCAUCAUCAUGGCGGUGGCCCCAUCAUGGGCGGUGUGCCCGGAGGACGUGGCUCCAAGCGGGAUAGCUUCAACUCCCUGAAUGGCACCGAUCUCAUAGCCGGCGCCUUCUGCGAACUGGAUCCCACACAGCCGCUGAACAAAAUGGCCGUCAUCGAGGGCCGGAUGCGGAGGAGCAGUCCCAGGAAUGCCAGCUUCAGUUCCGGAUCGGGGGUGUCCGGCGGACGCAGCUCGAUGAAGUCCUCAUCCCGGGGAGACUACGACUACGGACACGGCUCCUCCUCGCACUCGGCUCAUCCGGAACUGGACUUCAGGGAGAACAUCUUUGCAGAGCUGUAAGCAUGGGAUUAGAUGACGAUAACGAUGAUGAUAUAUGAUAUGUUGUAUAUGAUAUAUGAUGGAGAAACGAAAAGCUUUACGGUCACGGAUUUGCCAGGAGCUGUGCAUGUCACGAAGCUAAGUGUUUAAGUAGCAGAAUUUCGAGCAGAAGAGUUGUACUUUUUUUUUUUUUUGUAGGGUAUGGGGGGUAAGGUGGGGUUUUUUUCUAGCCGAGUUGCAGUUGCUCAUCAGAGAACGAAAUACUUGUAGGCAAGUGUAUCGCCAGAUAGGGAUACAGAUUUACACCUAAAUGCAUAAGAUAUACUAAAUUUAUAGAACGAGUUAUUGGAUUUCUUCGCCCAACUGGUUGUUAAGCUAAUGAUUUAUUGUUGAAAAGGAGAUCAGAUCACAGAUCGUGAGGAAAAGUGUGCCAAGAAAAUGGUGGGAAAGCGCUCUCCCACAAAACACAUACAUACAUACAUAUUAACUAUAUAUAUAUAUAUAUAUAUAUAUACAUAUAUAUAUAUAUGUCUUUUAAAUGUUGCUAACUUUGACAAGCGGCACAACGAUGUGUGCCAGUGUUUUUAAAAUUUCCCAAGCUACAUACAUACAUAUAUGGAUAUAUACAAUACGAUAUAUACACUAGACAUAUGCUAAGACAUAUUGAAUAUUAACAAAUCAAAUGCAAAGUUUAUUGAAUGUUAAAUCAAAGUCAAAUACGAAUUACAAAAAAAUCGGGAUUAACCAUAAAAGUUAUAGCUGUUAAGUGCAGGGCAAUUCUUCUGAGCCCCAAAGAAUUGUGCCGCAAAAAAAAACACACACAAACACACACACACACACACAGAGAAAACAAAAACGAUUGUGGAUCCUGAUCCUGAUCUUGAUCCUGAUCCUGCCUAGAUAUAUAGACCCAUAUACUUAAAAUACUAUUUGUGCAAGUGUCCGUGCGUGUGUCUAGUAAUAAGUACAUUUUUUCUCUACCGCUCCGCUGGCUGUUUGUUGUGGUGGCUCAGUGGUGUGAUGGUGCGGUGGUGCAGUGGUGCCGCUGUAGUGGUGUGAGCAAAACUAAUAAAAACAAUUUUUAUGUGAGUUGAACACACAAAAGCAAAUCUCUCAU